Priapulus caudatus is the source of this 1370-nucleotide messenger RNA. RefSeq names its product cyclin-dependent kinase 10-like. Gene Ontology annotation, cellular component: nucleus. The record is from RefSeq and is a predicted model, not a curated record. Gene Ontology annotation, molecular function: cyclin-dependent protein serine/threonine kinase activity; ATP binding. Gene Ontology annotation, biological process: protein phosphorylation; regulation of mitotic cell cycle. The transcript has 16 exons. Lineage: Eukaryota; Metazoa; Priapulida; Priapulimorpha; Priapulimorphida; Priapulidae. Bases 133 to 1299 code for a protein of 388 amino acids.
UGUUGGAAGAAGAACAAGCAAGGCGGUGUUUACAACUUACAAGCGUGUUGAAUCUGCACGAUUUAUAACUUUACUAUAACAAUUUAUGACUUCCAAACUCUUUAAGACUGAGCAACAUUCGUUAGAAUCGUCAUGUCGUCACGACACAGAAAUCCAGAUCGACCAAAAAUGGAGCCAAACAACAUCAGACUGAUGUCUAUCCUAACAUUACAGCCAUUUGAAGUUCGUGAACAAGACAGGUUUGGAAAGUGUCGUCCAGUUACAGAGUUUGAAAAGCUUGACCGAUUAGGCGAGGGGACAUAUGGAAUAGUGUAUCGUUCAAGAGACACAAAAUCUGAUGAGAUAGUAGCAUUGAAGAAAAUGCGAAUGGAGCGGGAAAAAGACGGAAUUCCAGUGAGUGGUCUAAGAGAGAUCAACAUUUUGUUGAAUUUAAGACAAGAGAACAUAGUGCAGCUGAAGGAAGUGGCAGUUGGGAAAAGCUUAGACAGCAUUUUUCUUGUAAUGGAAUAUUGUGAGCAGGAUUUAGCCAGUCUACUUGACAACAUGAACUCUCCUUUCUCCGAGUCUCAGGUGAAAUGUAUCAUGCUGCAGGUAUUUACUGGAUUGGACUAUUUACACAGAAAUUAUAUCGUUCACAGGGAUUUAAAAGUUUCAAACUUGCUAAUGACAGAUAAAGGCUGUGUAAAGAUAGCUGAUUUUGGACUUGCUAGGAAGUUCUCCUUGCCAGUUGACAUGGAAUUCCCAAUGACACCACAUGUUGUCACACUAUGGUACAGAGCACCGGAACUAUUACUUGGAGCAAAGACACAGACAACAGCUAUUGAUGUAUGGGCAGCGGGAUGCAUACUGGGAGAGCUGCUGGCACACAAGCCCCUGCUUCCAGGCCGAUCUGAGAUCCACCAGCUGGAGUUGAUCAUUACCUUGCUGGGGUCACCCAGCGAACACAUAUGGCCGGAUUUCCUACAGCUACCUCUCAUGAAGAAUUUUACACUGAAGCAGCAGCCGUACAACAACAUGCGGCACACGUUCCCGUGGCUGUCGGAAGCUGGCCUUCGAUUGCUUAAUGCUCUGUUCAUCUACGAUCCUCGACAGCGGGCAACAGCGGAAGAGAGUUUAGAAAACUCAUAUUUUAAAGAGCCACCAUAUUCGUGUGAACCAGAACUAAUGCCUUCAUAUCCACAACACAGACUAAAGAGUUCGUCAGCUUCUACUACAAACACAGAAUCCCGAAAAAAAUCUUCAGGUACUAGUCAAAAAGACCUGAUUGGUCCACAGUUGCCACAAAAAAGGAAGCGAUGACAAGAAAAUCAAAGGGGACAUCAGCCAGAAUAAUCAGUUGAGUCUAGUGUAAAUAAAUAUGUGAAAAUGAU